GGUGGAAAUCUAUGAACAAACUCAAAGAUGUCAAAUGGCACAUGUUGAGGAGCCUAACUGUUUUGAGGAAGCAAUGAAGAAUAGAAAAUGGUGCAAAGCUAUGGAUGAGAAAAUGAUGCAAAGCUAUGGAUGAGAAAAUGAAGGCCUUGGAAAGAAAUCAAACAUGGGAGCUUGUAGACUUGCCUAAAGACAACAAAGUUGUAACUCUAAAGUGGUUUGAUGUGAAGUUAGCUUUCUUGAAUGGAUUCUUGGAGGAAGAUGUAUAUGUACAGCAAUCUCAAGGUUAUGAAAUUGAAGGACAAGAGCAGAAAGUGUACAAGUUGAAGAAAGCACCACAGGCUUGGUACAAAAGAAUUAAUGCUCAUUUUUGCAGCCAUGGAUUUCGUAAAAGUCCAAGUGAGCCUACUUUGUAUGUUCAGACCAGAGGUGGAGAUGAGUUCAGUUUGAAUGAUGGAGAAGAAAAGGUUGAUGUUCAUGCCUAUCGCAACCUUAUUGUGAGUCUUCUUUAUCUCAAAAAUGGUAGGCCUAAUAUUGCUUUUGCCAUCAGUGUGCUAUCUCAUUUCAUUGUUAUCUCUUGGAGUUCAAAGAAGCAAGCUUUCACAGCUUUAUCCUCUUCAGAAGUAGAAUACAUUUCCUUAACAGUAGCAGCAUGUCAAGUCACAUGGACAAGAAGAAUUCUAGAGGAUAUGAAGCAAUUACUAGUGAAGCCAACAACAAUAUUUUGUGACAAUCAAUCGACCAUUGCGAUGACAAAAAAUCCAAUAUUCCAGAGUCAAACUUGUCACAUUAAGACUCGGCAUCAUUUCAUAAGGGAGUUGGUGGCAAGUGGAAGCUUGGAAGUUGUUCACUGCAACUCAAAGGAUCAAGUCGUUGACAUCUUCACGAAGCCACUUCCUUUGGAUAAGUUUAUCCACUUGAGGGAUUUGCUUGGAGUUUUUAAAAUUUCAGCAUUAAGGGGGAGCAUGUUACGAUAUAAUGCUGAAAUGGGUCUUUGCUUAGUUGUCAAUUUGUGGUUUACGUGUCUACAAGAUAAUUUGCAGCAUUUAGUUUAUUAAUUGAUAGAGUCCAAGUUUGUUAUUUAGUCUUUACUUAGUGGAGUAUGGUUCCUUGUUUUUAGAGAUAAGAUUAGUUUCUUGUUUCUAGAUUGUGGAGUCCUUAAGUUCUUGUAUUGUGCAAUGUUGCUCUACUUUUUCUAUUUAAAUGGGCACAAAUCAGUUGAAUAAAUAUCUUCAAUUCAA
Molecule: messenger RNA, 1238 nt
Organism: Rubroshorea leprosula
Lineage: Eukaryota; Viridiplantae; Streptophyta; Magnoliopsida; Malvales; Dipterocarpaceae
Source: the annotation of a GenBank genome assembly